AUGGGUGGCUGCAGGGCGGAACCGCCGCGUUCCUUGGUCGUCAGCUGUGACGCCAGGACAGCGGCCGCAAAGAUUUUGGGACCUCCCACGACCUUCAAUGCGGCGAAGCUCAAGGUGGAGUUCGCCGGCGAGGAGCUGCGGAGCAACAUGCAGCCUCCUCCAUUCCCCAGAGCCUACACUCUGACCCACUGCGACUUCACGGCGAACCGUGAGCGGGCCCAUGACCAGCGAGCAGCUGCGCAGCUGGCAGUCCUCAAGGCGGUGAUUCACGGCGACGCGGCUCUGUUCGCGGAGCGGCCGGAGCUGAUGGAGGCCAAGGUGUGGGUGCAUUUCCACUCCAGCGCUUGCAAGUACAACCGGAUAGAGUGCUGGGGCCCGCUCAGGGAGGCCACCAGGAGGAACCACCUGCUGGAUCUUGAUCUGGAUGGCCGCCGGCUGGACCAACUGCAGAGCUUAAUCAUCACCAAGAGCAAGCGGCGAAGGAAGUGGGCGACCCCGGAGACAAUCUUCAACGCCCUGCUCGCCCUUCUCCUCUGA
This is a messenger RNA of Miscanthus lutarioriparius, 537 nucleotides long. NCBI's taxonomy places the organism in Eukaryota, Viridiplantae, Streptophyta, Magnoliopsida, Poales, Poaceae. The record is from the annotation of a GenBank genome assembly.